Molecule: messenger RNA, 855 nt
Organism: Truncatella angustata
Lineage: Eukaryota; Fungi; Ascomycota; Sordariomycetes; Amphisphaeriales; Sporocadaceae
Exons: 2
Coding region: 1-855 (284 amino acids)
Source: RefSeq, a predicted model, not a curated record
AUGUCGUCCGAACCCGAGAGAUCAAAUCGCACCGCCGCAUAUUUUGAUUAUCAAAUGGGCCGCAGGCCGUCUCAAGCGCCAGCCCACUUGUCUCGCGUUUUAUAUAUUCCCCGUCAUUACGACAACACUGUUCAUCUGCCUAUCUACGAGGUUGGGCACCGUUAUCGCGAUGCCGUUCAGGGUUGUCUGCUUGGAUCGACUGUCUACACGACCACGCUCGGCUCCAUGGAGACGCCUCAUGGAGAUCGCAUGGAAGACCAAGCAGUAUACCUCGCUGAUAUACGAAGAUCAGAAGAAGAAGACGUAGAGAUACACCUAUGCAAACGAGAACUGGCGUCGCGCGGUGAACAUGUCGACCUCAACAUGACAUCAAACUCUUUCGAUGACACAUCCGCCGUCACCAUCAAGUCGGGAGAGGGGCCCAUGAAAAUGUCCACCUCUUUUCCUAUCGCAAACUCGACCAGAGGCAGGAAGUCUAUCAAGCAUCCUUACUUCGCUCUGACUGGAUUGAACACAACCACGGAGAAGCCUGGGGAGCAUGUACCAUAUGUAAGGUUGGAAUGGCAGAUAGAUCCAAAAGAUGGGAUACUGCGAUACACACUGUAUCGAAUCGACGAAACUGUAGGGAAAACGAUUUGCGCCAUCUACCACCACAAGCAUUGGGAACUGUCUCUAUCACUCACGUAUAGCGAAGGAGUGCUGCUGUUACCAGAUACAGAGCACAGCUUAAGGCUCGAAGGCAUAGUUGUAGCUAGCCUUCUGGGAGUUCUUGUACAAUUGAGAAAGCUCGAUGAAGUUACGAGCAACAGGCGAGGACGGGGAUGGGGAUGUCUAAGGAAGAUGAUACACUGGUAA